Molecule: messenger RNA, 4501 nt
Organism: Dreissena polymorpha
Lineage: Eukaryota; Metazoa; Mollusca; Bivalvia; Myida; Dreissenidae
Exons: 2
Coding region: 36-1289 (417 amino acids)
Molecular function (GO): zinc ion binding
Source: RefSeq, a predicted model, not a curated record
GUAAACAACGAAAGAAUUUAUCAAUAGUGACAAAAAUGGCUCCCAAUAUGGAGAGUUCAAUUCAAAGAGGAUCAGACUUAUUAUUUGACUUUUCUUGUUUUACCUGUAAGGAAAAUGACAGAAACACAGAGGCUGAAAUUUACUGUGAGGACUGUUCUAAAUUGUACUGUAGUAAAUGUGAGGAACAUCAUAACUAUCUUUACAAGAAGCAUACCAUUUUGAGCAAGCAAAACAUCAGCCAGUGGCCGGAGACCGAUGUGAAUGAACUAGAGCAAUGUCAGGAGCACAUGAGAGAAAAACUAACAGGAUUCUGUGAGGACCACAGUCAGCUUAUAUGUCAUGUCUGCCAUAUCAACAAUCAUCAGAAAUGCAGUCAUGUGUUACUUAUAGCUGACAAAGUGAAAGACCUCUAUCAAAAAGGAGACCUCAAGCAGUUGUCAGCAACUGUUGAAACACAACUCCAGCAAUUGAUUAGUAAGAAAGAUGACUUUGAGGAAAAUAUGAAGUCUCUUGAGAAAUCUUACAAUAAAACUCUGGAGGAAAUCAAUGCUUUACGAAACACAAUUAAUGAUUCUUUGAAUCAACUUGAGAAGAAUACCAAGAAGGAGCUGGACACAUUACGGGCCUCCAUGAGGACGUCUAUUCAAUCUGACAUCGAAAACUGCACUAAGUCCAUCAAAAGUAUAACAUCCUUGAAAGAAGAUUGGCUCAAAAGAGAAUAUAAAAGUGAAGCAAUGAGUUUUAUCAAUUAUAGAAAAUGCCUUGACCAGUCCCUCAAGGUAGAAACAGCUUUAACAGUAAUGGCAACAAACAAUGAGAGAGGACUGAAAUUCAAUUCUGAUACAAUCAUCAAACACACAAUGUCCACUCUCUCAGGAUUGGGACAAAUACUAAGCACAGUCAAACAAUCACAAACGGCUGAAAAUACAACACAGAACACAGGCGUCUCAAAGAACAAACCUAAAGCAUCCACACAGUCUAACACUAGAAACCAAAGAACUCCGGGAUUCAUUGCAAAAAAGUCCAAUAGAGGAUUCAUUUCAACUGGAGAGUAUAGAGCUGGAACCCGUACAAGUGAUCAAGGGUGUGAUCCCGUAUCAAGUUCAUCACACCAGCUGGUCCCGAGAUAUCAACUUAAUGCGGUAAUCAAGCCUGUUCCAAUCAUGAAAGUGACAAGUAGUAUGAAGUACAGAGUGAGGAUAAAGAGUGAUUCAAGUUUAUUCGAGAGCAAUAUAACAGGUAUAUGUGAGACAGCUGCUGGAGAACUCAUAUUAAAAUUGACCGCAUGAAAGAUAAAGUAAAGCUGAUGGAUCUGACCUACAAUGUGGUGGCCCACUAUGACUUGCGCUAUACAUGCGCCAUGUGCAACAUUGACUCCAGUCUGGUGGCUGUAACUAAUUUUACUAGUAAUGUCUACUUCAUCAGAGUGACUGAUGGUCAGCUGGUAGAGAAGAGGAUGAUGAAUCUUCAACAUGCCUGCUGGGGUAUUGCACAUUGCCAGGGUAAUCUGUACAUUACAGAUGGUACAGCUCUGUAUCACUAUACUGUGUAUGGAAGACUCAUGUUGGACAGAGAUGGGAGGGAGAGACUGGCAGAGGUGAUCACACAAAAGGAUGGAGUGUCUUUCCCGACAGCUGUCCACUACAGUAAGCGCACAGGCUCACUCAUUGUGGAAUAGGGUAUGCUACUGACAUAAAAGGCAGAGUGAUUCUUGGAGUAGGAUGAUAUUCAUUUAUAACAGUUUACACAUUUAAAUAUACUGUUGUCAUGGAAAACAGUGUUACAGUUUUGUAUACACUGUAUAUUAUGUUGGAAACAAGAGCUGUCUCCGUCUGAAGACAUAUGCCCCCGUAAAACGCUUUUUUGAAACCUAAUUUUGAAACCUAAACGCGGACUUUGAGUCAAUUUGGCUGAUUAUGUAACUUGAUGUAGAUCUGCCAUGUAGUUUCGUAAUGAUCAGAUGACAAUUACUUGAGUAAUUGAGCGGAAACGCAAUUUUUUUAUGAUUCAAGGGCUGUAACUCACAAGUGCCUGGUAAAUUUGGCUGAUAAUCAAACUUCACCUAAAUUUAUUGCUUUAAAACAUUUUAUGAAGUUUGGUGAAUAUCUGCUGACAAUUGCUUGACUUAUUGAACAGAAACGAGAAAAACCACAAUUUUUCUAUGAUUCAAGGGCCGUAACUCAGGAGUGUCUUGGUCAAUUUGGCUGAUUAUCAAACUUGGCCUAGAUCUUAUGACCUUACACAUUUUCAUGACGUGUGGCGAAGAUCCUAUGACAUUUGCUGGAGUUAUUGAGCAGAAACGAGAAAAAAAGCAAUUUUUUGAUGAUUCAAGAGUCGUAACUAAGGAGUGUCUGGGUCAAUUUUGCCGAUUAUCAAACUUGACCGAGAUGUUAUUGCCUUACACAUUUUCAUGAAGUGUGGCGAAGAUCCUAUGACAUUUGCUCGAGUAAUUGAGCGGAAACGAGAAAAAACCCAAUUUUACAAUAAUUCAAGGGCCGUAACUCAAGAGUGUCUAAGUCAAUUUGUCUGAUUAUCGAACUUGACCUAGAUGUUAUUGCCUUACACAUUUUCAUGAAGUUUUGUGAAGAUCUCAUGACAAUUGCUUGACUUAUUGAGCGGAAACUUAUCCGGAAGGGAAGACUAACUAACUAACGGACGGUGCGAUUUUAAUAUUCCCCAAGAUCCUAUGUUCUUGGAGCAUAAAAAGACAAUAUUCCAUGUAUUUAACUAAUACUUACCAUGAAACUGAUACCUACCAUACUGAUAUUUAAAUAUGACCAAAUAUUAUUUGCAAAAAUAUAACUAAUAAGUUUAAUUAAAACUUGUUUUGAAAGGAUUACUGUAUAUGAACAUAUCAGAAUGAUUAAAUUAAAUGGAUUUUGUUUGAGAUAAUUAGUUGACUUAUUGUUUAUAAAUAGUACAUUAUGCUACUGUAAAUAAUCUACAUUGAAUUUAAGGAGAACUAUAUCUAAUAAUAAUAAACAAUUUUAUUCAUGGAAAUAAAGAUAAUAAAACAGUGGCUGUCAGAUGUUAUGUUUAUCAUUGUAUAUUAUGAUCUUACUUUUCACAGCAGAUUUUAGGUUUUAUAUUUAAUUUGGUGGGACCAGGCUUUCAAUGUAAAUCAAUAUAGAAGACGUUUGGUGGUAAAGUAAUUCAAUGAAUCGAUGUAUAAAAAUGUUGUAGGUUGUAGAGAAAUCUUGCUUUCAAAGCUAUUCAUUUUGUAUAAUCAAGAAGUUUGUUGAUUGGAAAAGUAUGUAUUAAUACUCAAAUGACAACAGUUCUUGACAGUUUCAGGUAAUUGGCAGAAUGCAAAUACAUGGCUUUGGUCACAUACCAAACAUAUUAGAAAAAUAUGUUGUCACAAAUGAAAUACUAAACUUAAACCAUAUCGGAUAAAAAGAUAAUUAAAUUAAUACUUGAGUAACUAAAUGGUUUACAUCCCUAUCAAGAAGCAACAAAGUAGCUAACUAGCAAGGUAAUCCAUUCUUUUUAACAUAUCAUUGUACAUGUAUAUAAAUUUAGAAAUAUUUCUUAAUAGUCUAGUGUUAUUACUGGAAAUCAUAGAUGUGAACUUGUUGACAGUGUAUAAGGAUUUGUUAACUUUAUGUUACAUACAUGUUGUUUCAAAUGCAUAAUCUUUUCUGUAAUAAUCAAAUUUUCUUUACAAAUUUGUCAUAUCAGACCAUGACUAGAAGUAUUGAUCUCAAAGUUGUUGUUUCAGUUUUGAAUAAUGGUGUGUUAAGUUAACGUUUUCAUACAAUAUGUAGCUACAGCAAUAUAUAGCUACAGCGUAAAUUGUCAAUAAGGUUUUUGAUAGCUUUUGUCAAGCAUAGUUUUAAAUUUAUGUUAGCCAACACAUUAUCUGAGAUAUCCUUAUCAUUCAUUGAUAUUUCAAGUGAGGUCGGAAAAUUAAUAAUUUUGCAACAUUUUUUAAGAGCCCACUUUUUACCGAUAACAGAUAAUGGGAAACUGCCUAGUUUGCCUUAGAAGACUGUGUUUGAAGUCUGUUGGGGGACACCUUAUAUAUCUUUAAAGAAUUUGAGAUGUUAAUUUGUCAAUCUCAUUAAUUUAAUUGACCCUCCUAAUUUUGCAACCAUAUUUUAUUUAAAGCAUAACUAAUGAGUCAAAAAGUAACAAAUUAGUUUUUACAUCGAGUUUUACUCUUCUUUAUAUGAACAGACAUUAAAUUUGAUACAUGUGUACUGGUAAGUAAAUUGUCAAUAAUCUCAAUGUUUUCAUUGUUCAAUGACUAAGAAAAAUUAUAUGUAGUUUUCCUUUUUUAAAUACACAUACUUUUGUAUUUUUAACAUUUAUUUUUAGACCCUAUUUUCAAGAGUAACUAUUUGAGCAAUUCAACUGGGCUUGUAAACUUGAAGAACCUGUUUUAAAUAGCACUAUAUCAUCAGAAAACAAUUACAUAUGCACAUCUAUCUUUAUCUUAACAUGUGAGCUUCUCAAAACCUACACUUUCAUUUAUAUCAUUUAUAAACAGAAUAAACAG